CGAGGAAUGCUCAUUACAAGAGCUUCUCGUGGAGCUCUCAUCAAUCACCAAAAUACCGGAAGCUGUGUUGGCGGACGACAAGAAGGGCAAACAUUUGCCAGUGAGCGACACAAUUGCCUGCUUGGUAUUUUAGACGUUUCAAUGCCAGUCGUAUAUGGCGAAGGCUCCAAGGCUUCACUCAGGCUGAGAAAGGAGAUCUUUGAAAAGCAACGCCCGCCUUCUUCGGCGCAGCAGCCUCCUCAUCCUUCGACCGAGAGCAAUAUUGAGUCGGAGCACGAGAUAUUGGCAAGAGUACGAAGAAAUGCUGCGGGAGUUCGAUGACUGUGGCAGUAUAGCUACAUCUAUAUCGCCGGAAAGCAAAGCACUACGAUCGUACCUCUCAAGAGGGCUCGCAACGCCCGGUUUUAUGCUCGCGAGCAGGAGCUCUCAGAAGUUGGAAGCAGUCUUGGGGACGCUGUUGACUCAUCCUUCUGUUUGCAAUCGUGUGUUUGUUUUGGCGAUGGAGGCAUCGGAAAGACCGAGACUGCGUUGGAGUACGCCUAUCGCUACCAGCAUAAGUAUGAUGCCGUAUACUAGGUCCGGGCGACGAGGGCCGACUAGCUAGAAGCUGACUACCAAAAUAUCGGGAUUGGCUUGGGCCUGACCACUGGCGAUGGCAGAUGUGAGACCUAUGUUGAGGCGGUUCUGAAUUUUCUGCAAGGCAUUAUGCACGUGAUAGCCUACACACACACUUCAAGUUCUAAUACUG
Messenger RNA from Pseudocercospora fijiensis CIRAD86, 748 nucleotides. RefSeq lists its product as uncharacterized. The record is from RefSeq and is a predicted model, not a curated record. Bases 7 to 321 code for a protein of 104 amino acids. Lineage: Eukaryota; Fungi; Ascomycota; Dothideomycetes; Mycosphaerellales; Mycosphaerellaceae. The transcript is spliced from 2 exons.